UCUUCAGCCGGGGCGUUAGCAUUAGCCAGCUAGCGUAGCUUCUUAACGGCCCGUAUUCGGUAUUUUCCGUGUUUUCUCCUUCAUCUCCUGUAAACGUCACUGAACGGUUCCGUUUACAGACACUGCGCUCCACAAACGGAACACUGGUCGGGAUGGAGGGAGACGAUGACAGGAUGAAGGAGCACCUGAGGCUUCAGCUCCAAAGCCUGCAGGAGCAGCAGACGCAGCGGCUCCAGAGGAGGCUGGAGAAGAAGAGGCAGGCUGCGUUUGAGCCGCACAGAGACGAGGCAGCCUUUGAUGGCCAGGAUGGCCUGAACCUCUCUGUGGACGACGGAGACUUAGUGGAGCAGUUCAGUGCGAGACUGCUGCAGAAUGAGAAUGAGCAGCUACUCGAGCAGUUGAGGGAGUUCAGGGACGAGAACGGCAGGCUUCAUAAGCUUCUAAGUGAGAAAGAGUUUGAGAUCAAACAUCUGAAGAAGAAGAGAGAGGAGGACAGACUGGCAUUAGUGGGCACGGCAGGCCUGGCGGGAGACGCGGCGGCCACCAAGAUCGUGGAGCUGUCGAAAAAGAAUCGUGAACUGGCUGCUGAAAUCGAACGGGAGAAAACCAAAACAAAACAAAUGAGCAACAGAGUAAAAGAACUAGAAAAAGAGCUUCAGGGCACUUCUUUCCUCAGUUCUGGACUGAAGGCUGGUCAGACACAGGAACCGAGGAACUCUGAGGAGGAGCCGGCCAGUCCGCUGGUGAAGUCCCUCCAGGAGAAGUUAUCCACCGCCCAGUUCAAAAUGAGCGAAUACCGCAACCAGAUACAAGCUGUCAAACAGGAGCUGAAGAUAGCCCACAAGGUUCUGAGCAGUGAGGUUGGGGAGGAUGUGAGUGUCCAGCAGCUGCUGAGUAAUCCGGGGAGCUGGAGAGGACGAGCUCAGCAGAUUCUGGCCCUCAGCAGCAGAGUGCGAGAUUUGGAACAGCAGCUGAGCUCCGCCUCCAUCAGGAAGCAGUCUGGGGAUGUCAGCCUGGAGGACAGCAUGCUGGGAAAUGGAGUCCACCAGAGGAACCAGGACAAGAACCACAGCUACAUCCGCUCCAUGGAGAGAGACAGGAAGGAGACAGUAGAGAAGCUGAGUGCAGAUUACGAGCUCCUGCUGAGCGAACACUCGGACGUGAAGAAGAAGCUGGAGGCCAGCAAGGCCAGAAACCGCGUCCUGAGCGCCGAGCUGAAAGCCCUGAAGACUCAGAUCACCACGCUGCUGGACAAGGGAAAACACGACGACGAGCUGGUGGACGCAUUACUGAAGCAGCAGGCUCAGCUGCAGGCCAUGCUGGGCCAGCUCAGCCAGAAGGAGAAGCUGCACCAGGAGGCCCAGCAGGGCCUGGGCACGCAGCUGCACUCGGAGGCCCAGCGCCACAGCUCCCUCGUCCAGCAGCUCAAGCAGAUGGUGUCGGAGAGGGAGGCCAAGGUCCAGCAACUGGAGCAGGAGAUCCAGCAGCUCGCCCUCAAGAAACAGGAGAGCGGGGAGACAGAGUCGAAGAGCAUGAGUAGCUCCAUCCCUCCAACAGUGAAGGAAGACGCAGGAAGGAAGUCCAGUUCUGCCAGGUCGCUCUCAAAACUGGGAUAUAAACUUGUUGAGUCUGCUCCACCGCUGUCGUCUGGAAACAGCUCUGAUUUCAGAGAGUCGUCUGAUGUGCCCUGCUGCCCAGCGUGUGCUGCUAAGCUGGCUUCUCUGCAGGCUCAGUGCUCUGAGUACAAGGCUCUAUACCAGGCUGCUAAUGUGGAGAGAGACAGGCUUCUGGAGCUGGCCAAGGUGCAGCAGAGGAGGUACGUAACAGGAACUCACCUGAUCCUUGAAAAACGGGCUCUAGACACCGGGGAAGAGGAGGUGAAGCAGAGGUGCCUGGAGGUCGAGCAGAAGCUUCGGGAUGAGCGGCGACGCUGUGUGACCCUGGAGCAGCAGCUGGAGAGGGCCAAGCUGGACUUAGAUAAAGGACCCAGUCUGAGGGCUAGCCGUAGCAGGACAGGUGCAUCAUACAGUGGCUUGAGUCUGCCUGAGAAACAGGAGGGCCUGUCGCCCAGAAAAGCCACAGAGCUGACGCGCGACGCCCAGCUGAGCGAACUCAGCACACAGCUGGCUGUCCAGCAGGAGGAGCUGGAGGCUUUGAGGACGUCUCUGAAAAACGCUCUGCAGGCCAAGGAGGAGGACUUGCAGCUGUACAGCACCAUGAUGAGCCAGGUCAAACAGGUUUUCUUACAGGCCCUCAGGCAGCACAAACAGGGCUCAAACCAGGAGACCUAGCCCAGGACUCAACCUCAGGCUUCCUGCUACUCUGCCUUUGGGACUUUGGCUUUGGUCCUGAGACUCCAGGGGCCA
Messenger RNA from Colossoma macropomum (tambaqui), 2366 nucleotides. RefSeq names its product coiled-coil domain containing 13 (gene ccdc13). Lineage: Eukaryota; Metazoa; Chordata; Actinopteri; Characiformes; Serrasalmidae. Gene Ontology annotation, biological process: non-motile cilium assembly; cytoplasmic microtubule organization. The transcript has 16 exons. The record is from RefSeq and is a predicted model, not a curated record. Bases 153 to 2291 code for a protein of 712 amino acids. Gene Ontology annotation, cellular component: centriolar satellite.